AUGUCGAAGAGCGCACAACAUGCUAAUCAAAGCGCACAUAUGGCCCAUACUAGUGCUCAACACGCCAAUCAAAGUGCUCACAGAGCAAAUCUUGGAGGACAAAUGAGGAGCAGCAACCCUCCAUCUCACAAUAUGCAAGCUCAGCGUGCAAAUCAGAAUGUUCACCAUUCUAACCUUGGCAUGCAAAUGCACAAUCAACAAAUGGCAAGACAUGAUCUCAAUACGAAGAAUUAA
Molecule: messenger RNA, 234 nt
Organism: Trichomonas vaginalis G3
Lineage: Eukaryota; Parabasalia; Trichomonadida; Trichomonadidae
Exons: 1
Coding region: 1-234 (77 amino acids)
Source: RefSeq, a predicted model, not a curated record